GACAUCGUAAUUUUAUUAUUUCACAACGUUGUAAAAAAAAGUUUAUUUUUCCUGAUUAAUCCAAAAUAUUUCUUGUAUGUGGAAAUUCAACUUAAAUGGAUCCAAUUCCACCCGCUUCGUUAAGUACAGAACAUACAAGUAUAUGGACGGGAUGGCGAACAUUACGAGAUCGUGAAGUUGUACGUGAAGCCGCUUCAAAAGGUUCACAUAUAUCGUUAGCUCAUGAAUUUAUAGCUACACGAAAACAAUGGGAAUUACCCGAAGCGGAAAAAUGGUUCAAUGCUCAAGUUCGAUACUGGGCACUGGAAUUACUUAAUAUGCGACAAGUUUUUAAGGCGACACAUAUUUUAACAAAUAUAGGAUUAGAUCCUUGUGUUGAAUUUACUGAAACACUUUUAGAGACAAAAGAUAAAGAUUUACGUGAUUUUCUUGCAACGCAUUUGAUUAAAAUAAAAAAAUUGGAUACAAAUAUACAAGAUCAUUGGAUACUUUUACGUUUAUGCUUCUUUGGCAAUGCUGUUGUUUCGCCUGAGUGUGUGACCAAUCCAACCAUAUUUGCGUUGCUUGAUGGUGUGUCUUGCUGGAGUUUGGUGACAGGUGUCCAGCAGGUUUUCAUUGGAAUUCGUGUUGGGCCAAUAAAUGUUGAGGAUGUGUCUGAGACAACUGUUGAUAAAGACUUGCAGUUGUCUGGUGAUGCUUUGCGAGACUUUCCAGACAAUUCAGUAUUACCAUUUUUGGAAUCGAAUGAAUCAUGGCGAUAUUUAUUAAUUCACAAUGAAAUUACAGUAUUACACGAUUGGAUCCACAAAACAUUUGCUAUCGAUUUCAAUAAUUACUUGUUCAAUUCAAAGGAUUUAAACUCGAAAGAUGUAGAAUUAUGGUUAAGUAUUCGCGAUAUGAUGAAAAAUACACAUAAUACAGCAUUUAUUAAUAAUUGUAUAAUUAAAGCAUGCGUAAUUUUAAGUACAAAUGUUAUUGAAAAUGUUAUUCGAAAAUUCGAACUAAAACAUUAUAAACAAGAUAUAACACUUUAUCAAUUAUUAACGAAUUAUCUACAAAUCGAUUUUUCUCAAGUGUUUUAUUUUCGGUAUAAAAACAAUGAACUUUUACCGAAUUUUUCAUCGGAACGUUUAAUCCAACGUUACGGACAUCGUGAGAAAUUAACGUUUACCUAUUAUUUAAAACAGGGACGUCCUUGUAUCGCUAGCAAAGUAUUUAUAAUCGAUAAUAUUAAAAAAUAUGGGAAGUUAACGAAUAAAAUUAAGUAUAUUGGGGCGAAUUUAGCACAUUCCAUUGCAGUACAAAAUUUCUUGGAUCGUGAAAUUUCUAGUGCUUGCGUUUCAUUUGUGGAACUUAUUGGUGUUAGUUCGGAAUUAAUGCGAGUACAUUUAAAUAUUGCAAACUUGUUAUCGAAUUCAAAUUCAUUUACGGAUGUUAUUGAACUUUUUAAUAAUUUAUCACAAAAUAAGCAAAAAGUUUUGGAUUUAGAAACAAUUACAAUAAUUUUAACAUCAUGGGAAGUUGCAAUUAAAUUUGCGAAACUUCACAAUUUAAAAUAUCCCGAAUCAUUUUUAAAUCAUUGUCGUAAAGAGGAUUUAUGGUUGGAGUUUUUAAUUUAUGCACAAUAUCAUUCGUAUCCAAGUGAACAAAUUUUAAAAUUAUCACAAAAAUUUACGAAUAAAAUUAUGGCGGAGCAUUUAAGUCAUGCUAUUGCAUUUGAUUUAAAAAUCACAGCGGAAAUUUUUAAUGAACGUCGUAGAACUCUUGAAACUUUAAAAUUAUCGCCAAACGAUAGUUUAAUUCCUAAUGGGAAUUUGGUGAAGGAAACGAAAGAAAUUGUGGGGAAUAAUGGUAGUGAAAUGGGGGAGGAAGUGUAUUGUGAUUAUUAUGUGGAAAAUUUGGAUUUUAUUCAAGUAUUGUGUCGAUGUCAUAAAACAAAAAUUCCAUUAAAUGCGUUAAUUAAUGCUGCGAAAGAAUAUAAUAAUCCUAAUUUUGUUAUUUUUGCUACAUUUUAUCAGCCAGAAAAUUUGAUUUAUUGUUGGCUUAUUUGGAUUUGCAUUUCAACUGAAUCCCAAGAGUUAAUAUCACAAAUAACAAUGGAAAACAUUACGCCACAAUUAGUUGCAAGUAUUUUACAGAAAGCAGUACAAAAAGAUUUUUUGGCAACUUUAGCUGAAAGUUUUUUAAUAUUUUUGCCGGAAAAUCCGUUAUGUUCGUUAACAACAUUUUUAAAUCAAUACUCCAAUAAAAUGAUGGAGAAAACCGAAUGCGUUAAAUCGUUAAAAUUGUUUAAAACCGUUAUAAAAUUCAUGAAAUACAAUAACGACAACAAAACAAACGUAACUGAAACACCUUUAUCGUUUCUAACAAGUCGAUCAUGGCUAUCAGAAAUGGCGGUGAAAUUAGUUCUCUAUACAUUUGUUUACUGUUUAAAUUCUCAACAUAGUCAAGAAUUAUUCUUGGAAUUGUUAAUAAAUGAGAAUUUUACUGAAGAUUUACUUACAAUUGCUCCUGAUUUUUAUCAUACAAAAUUAUUGCUCAAUUUAUUAACGGAUAUUGAUAUAACGAUUAAUAUGGAGGCGAUUAUGAAAGUCAAUCAAAGUGAUUCGGAUAAAGAAAGUGAAUUGCAAAGGUGUGUGAAUAAGUUAAUUGAAAUGCAAGAUUUUGAAACUGCUUUGCAGUUAUGUAAAUUGGAAUUUUUAUCCAUUGAUAAUGUAAUGAUUGAAAAAUGGAAACAUGCAUUUAUUCAUAAUGUUAAUAAUGAUGUACAGGAAUUUUGGAAAAACUGUGAAAAUUCAUUGCGACAAUCAAAGGUUAAUGGUUUAUUAGCUGCAAAGUUCUUUAUAAAUAUGGCAGAUCAAAUUCAGGAUCCAUUACACAAAUACAUUGUUUUAACAUUAGCAUUCGAAUGGUUAAAAGAAUGGGAUUGUCACAACGUAGAAAUCCAAAAUGUGGAAUUAGAAAAAUGGUGGCUGUACAUUAAUAUCGAUAACUGGGGUGAUUAUCCAACAGAAUUUAGUGAAGAGCCAUGUUUGAAGAUCGUAUCAUCGGAAAUACGUCGUCAAUCGAAAAUUUCCACGUUAACAGUUUCACGAGCGCUAACCACGAAAAAACAACGUGAUAACUUCGAAAAUUUAAUUGCGAAACUAUUAGAUAACGGUCAUAUUGUUCAAGCUACUCGCUUAGAGCAUAUGUUUGGUUAUAAAACACAAUAUUUAGCUUUAAUCGAAACAUGUAUGAAAUUAGCUGAAAAUGAGCUUAGUGCCAAUAAUUUAGGGGCAGAGUAUCUUUCAUUAAUGGAAGGUUUUAUAAAUCGAAGUCGAAGACGUACGCUAAGUACGGCUUGUUUAUCAACUAGUGCCUCAUCAACUGAAAUGACUGUGUACGUUGGAUCUCCUGGUGCGGAUUCUAAACCAUGUUCCGAUACUCAAACAAUUUUGGAACGUCUUACACAACAAGUUGAACGUGGGAAAUGUUUAGCUGGUCGUGUUUUAUGUUGUAGUCGAAUUUCACAGGCAACAUCCCGACCUUACGCACGUAUUUUAUCAAAUUACGAUGCUCAAGCCUUACUUAAGUUAACCUUAACCGGGGAUUUUGACAAUAAACUUGAAUUAGCCAACGAUAUUAUGAUCUAUCAUAAUUGGAAUAAACAUCAAAUUUGUGAAUUUUUAUGUGGCGAAUUAAUAUCGUCAAUCAGUAAAUACGUGUUCAAGGAAUCGGUUAUUAUCGAACCGAUACAUUUAUGGGGAUAUCCACUGGAAGGAACAAUGCAUGUUGUGUUGGAACUCUGUCCAGAACCGUCGAUUUUAGGUACAUCAUUGUUAGUACAUGCAACCGCUCCAUUAUCGUCCACAAAUCGUAGUGCCUUAUGUUUAGCUGGUGAAUUAUUAAUACGUGCACAUGAUUGUUUUACAACUGAUUGUAAUAUGGAAGGAAUUUCAAAAGUCUUGUUAAAAACACGUACUUUGGUUAACCAGUUAACAAUAUUACAAGCAUGGGCAAGUAUUGUUCGUUUAUUAACCGGUUUAGGUCGAUACGCUGAAAUGGAUUACGUAUUCCAAAUUUUACAAGAGAACGAACAGUUUGAAUGGUUGCUAGGACAAGGUACAGCUCGAGCUGUGGGAUUACGUGGUGCUACUAUGGAUUAUUUACGAAGAUGUUGUCCAGGACGACGAGAAUUAUUACGACUUGUUGCACUUCGAUGGGGUUUACAUGAUUCAGCAGCUGAAUUAUGGGAAAAUGAGGCAAAAGAAUUGAUAAAUAAUGUUGUGAAUGUUGCAAAACUUGAAAUGCAAAAUUUAGGGAAAGUUCCAGGACCGUGUGGUUUAAUUGAAAUUAGCUCUUCGGAUGAAGCGACAAAAAAGGUUCUAGAAAAUGCGAAAACAUGUUUGAUUCAUGCUGUUCAACAUCAUUUACUUUCCGAUCGAUAUAAUGCCGCCCAAAAAAGUACAAAAACCGCAGAGAUGGUUGCCUUACAAUUAGGUUUAAUGGCGUCAUCGAACACCGAUCGAACGUUGUGUAUUUUGUUGUUGAGUGAAGCUCAGUACACGUACGUGAUAGCUAAUGUACUUAAUUUUUGUGAAGCGAAAAUUUUAAGUACAAUCUACGAUUAUCAAACGGAUUGGGCGCAAGUUUUAUAUAAUCAUUGUGUGAUUGAUAAUAAUUUUGAAAAAUAUUUACCACAAUUUCUUUCCAAUUAUCAAAUGACUGAUGUCUUAGCCAAAGAUGUUGUACGCCGUUAUUUAUCUGACCAAAAAUCAUCUUCCGCGAAUAAUAUUCCAUUAGGUUUGAAAGCGAUAUUGGAUGCUGUACACUCGCCAGCAACACGAUAUCGUUUAGCUAGUGAGUUAGGUUUAAAAGAUGUUUUACAAAAUUUAUUAGAUAGUGCGGUUACGCCAUAUUUAAAAGAUACUGUUUGGAAAACUGGAUGUCCAGCACCAAACACAUAAACUAUUUGUUGCAUUUUGUAUAUUUCAAAGAGAAGUCUAACAGUCUACACUUCUAUGUCUAGGGAGCCCAGCUAAAUGUCGAAAGAGAAUAAAAAAAACUUUAAAACAAAAAGUAAACCGACUUCAAGAGGAAAACUUUUCCAAAACAAAUUAA
This is a messenger RNA of Chrysoperla carnea, 5103 nucleotides long. RefSeq names its product spatacsin. The record is from RefSeq and is a predicted model, not a curated record. Gene Ontology annotation, cellular component: cytoplasm. The transcript has 10 exons. NCBI's taxonomy places the organism in Eukaryota, Metazoa, Arthropoda, Insecta, Neuroptera, Chrysopidae. The coding region runs from base 96 to 4949 and encodes 1617 amino acids.